Molecule: messenger RNA, 1205 nt
Organism: Formica exsecta
Lineage: Eukaryota; Metazoa; Arthropoda; Insecta; Hymenoptera; Formicidae
Exons: 9
Coding region: 9-1205 (398 amino acids)
Biological process (GO): detection of chemical stimulus involved in sensory perception of smell; sensory perception of smell
Cellular component (GO): plasma membrane
Molecular function (GO): olfactory receptor activity; odorant binding
Source: RefSeq, a predicted model, not a curated record
AUUAUCAUAUGCGUCCCAGACGUCGCAAGAAAAUGAUCCGUCUCGAGACUCAGUAUUUUAAUCUGAAUAGGAUUCUUCUGCUCGCUGUUGGCCUAUGGCCCUAUCAACAAUCGAACUUCACUCGUCUUCAAUUUAUUUUUUUGUCUACUAUUUUAACUACAAGUCUUAUAUUUCAGUGUACACCAUUUAUUUCACAAAAAUGUACUCCGGAUUUAGUUGUCAAAGUUUUAUCUUCCGCAUCUAUCUUCGCUUUCAUUGUGAUAAUAUAUAAUAUGUUUUGUGUCAAUAUCGAAGCUAUGAAAGAUUUACUGGAGCAGCUACAGCAUAUAUAUAAUGAGGUGAAAGACAAAAAUGAAUUUGCUAUCAUAAACGCAUAUGGAUACAGUGCCAAACGAUGUACCGCUGCAUUUACGAUACUAGGCGUUUGCAGCAUAUUCGCUAUUAUAGUCGCUAUAUUUUGGUCGAAUAUCUGCUCUAAUAUGUUAUCGAAAAACGUAACUCAAUCACGCCGCCUGCCGAUUAUGAUGGAAUACUUUAUCGAUCAAGACAAAUAUUUUUAUUUGAUUCUGAUUCACAUCUGUGUAGCGGCAUGCAUCGGAACAAUUGUAAUGGUAGCAAUAGGAGCAAUGCUUAUUGCGUAUUUUCAAUAUACAUGUGGUAUGUUUAAAAUUUCCAGUCAUCGUAUUAAACAUGCAAUAUCUAUCAAUACAUUAGGAAAUAUUCAAUCAAAAAAAAUAAUUUUAAUACUUAAAGGAAUAAUUAGUGCCGUAAAUAUUCAUCGGCAAGCUAUAAAAUUAUCCGAACUUUUGGUAUCCAAAAUUGAGAAAAUGUUAUUCUGUUUAAUAAUAGUCGGAGUGGUCUGUUUGAGUCUUAAUCUCUUUCGAAUUGCAUCACAUGGAGAUGAUACCAAGGAAAUUUUAUUUCCCUUUAUAUUUACAACUAUUAGUAUUUUAUAUAUGUUUGUAGCCAAUUAUAUUGCGCAGGAUAUAACAGAUCACAAUGGUGACCUCUUUGCUACCGUGUAUGACGUUCAAUGGCAUUUAGCUCCGUUACAUAUACAGAAACUGAUACUAUUUCUGCUGCAAAAAGGAACCAAAGAAUUUACUAUAAAUAUCGAUGGACUAUUUGUCGGAUCGUUGGAAUGUUUCGCAACGCUGGUAAAAACUUCGGUUUCUUACUUUACUGUCAUGUAUUCAACGCAAUAA